UCCCGUCUGUCACACUCCGUUACCUCCGGUAACAACUUCUGGGCUUAGCGCUCCUUACGUAAGGGGUAACAGGUGUUUCCCUUGGGAUUCGCCGGUUAAUAACCUUACGUGAGGGUGAUGGCAUCCGCCAAUCAGAAGAUCCAGUGGAGCACCAAACGGUUGCCGAAAAGGAAGACGCGCCAAGAUGGUGACGCUGCCGUUGGAGGGAAUGAGGCCGAUAGUGCCAGUAAUGAAGCACCACCACCCGCUUCUGCUCUUGCUUCCCAGCUCCACCAGCAGCUAUUACCUUCUCCUCGUUCCCAGCCUGUCGGGUCUCUUGGGUUUUUAGUCUCGACCCCAGGUGCACCCGUCGCCUCUCAGAGCUCUCCUCCUACCGGUUUCUUGGGUGGCCGACCCCACGAUCAGAGGCAGGGCGCGGCGCGUGGCACACGCAGCUCGGCUCGCAAGGACCUGGUCUCCGCUUUCGCUUGGGAGGCCCUUGACAUAGACAAGGUCAAGCAUACAAGUACUACGACUACUACUUUUAUCGCGAAUCCAGAAACUCCAGCCCAGUUCACCACCCCUAGUAGGAGCUCCCCAGUUCAGAGCAGUAAAGGUCACCGGCACCAGCAGCAGCAGGCUGAAGAUAGAGCUGCGGACCUGAGUCCCUCCGUCUGCAAAAUGUCUAGGAACCGGCCACGAGGCCCUCCGGUCCCCAGAGACAAUGGCCUUGCGGCCAAUGAGGAGACUGAUAUGUGGAACAAGAUCCUCCAGGAUCUGCGCAAGGCUAAAGAGAAGAACGACAAGCAAAAAGGCCUGGCAGAGCAAAUAGCUUCUCUGAAUGAGAAGAUUGGACGAGAGGGUGGAAGUAAGUCAUCUUCCUCUCCUGUUCACAUGCAUUGCCCUUUACUCCAACACAGCCGUUUCCCCAUCUCAAGGUGUUCUCGCUCCUUGAAGAUUGUACGACUCGCGAUGCUCUAGGCUAGCCCUCGGUCUUAGCUCAAUGAUGCCUACAUCGGCAUCACUGUCUUCCGGGUUCUCUCUCGAAGACCGAAGCCGAUAAGUCUUGCACGCGCUAAUGGAUCUCAACAGGGCCAUCUUUGAGCGAGCAUAACCAAUUAGAUAGCCUCUAUAGGCAGAUGCUGAAGUUGUGCGAAGAUGAAAGGGCUAUACUUCAAGAC
Molecule: messenger RNA, 1160 nt
Organism: Aspergillus saccharolyticus JOP 1030-1
Lineage: Eukaryota; Fungi; Ascomycota; Eurotiomycetes; Eurotiales; Aspergillaceae
Exons: 1
Coding region: 118-960 (280 amino acids)
Source: RefSeq, a predicted model, not a curated record